Molecule: messenger RNA, 271 nt
Organism: Caenorhabditis angaria
Lineage: Eukaryota; Metazoa; Nematoda; Chromadorea; Rhabditida; Rhabditidae
Source: the annotation of a GenBank genome assembly
AUGCACCAAUCGCGCCAACGGAUCAGAAAAGUGAAAUUAUCACCAUUGGUGCAAUUGGUGCACUUUUCAGCAUUGGUAAAAAAUUGUACCAAUCAUAUAAAUUGCACUAAUUACAACAAUCACACCAAUGCAUCAGAAAAAUAUAAUUGGCGCAAUUGGUGUGACUGGUGCAAUUUUCGAAAUCGGUGCAUUUGGUGCAAUGUCACCAUGUCCACCAAUCACACCAUCCAGAAUUCAUUAUCAAAUCAACACCACAACCAUAUUACAAUAA